Messenger RNA from Humulus lupulus (European hop), 2106 nucleotides. Its product is annotated as UPF0481 protein At3g47200-like. The transcript has 3 exons. Lineage: Eukaryota; Viridiplantae; Streptophyta; Magnoliopsida; Rosales; Cannabaceae. Bases 120 to 1814 code for a protein of 564 amino acids. The record is from RefSeq and is a predicted model, not a curated record.
CUCACUUUGUAUAAACACUAUAUAUAGCUCAUUUUGAUUAGUUAACAUACUUGUAAUAUAUAAAUACACGUUAUAGGUAUAAAUUAUUUUCACCUGAAAGAGAGCGAAAGAGAGAGAGCAUGGGUGGCAAGGAGGACCAUGGUGAGCAACAAGAGCAGACUUCAACUGAGGGAGAGAAUAAGAAUGGUGAAAUACAAAUUAGUAUGCCCAGCAAUGGGGAACAGUAUUCGUCCAUUGCUAAGCAACAACAUCAAAAGACCUUACCAGGAUGGGGUUGUCUCCCGUACACGGCGAGGAGAAAGUCGGGGAAAACUCCCAUUCGUCAUGAUGAACAAGAGCAGCCUUCGACUCAGGAAUUGAGCUCUAGCUUCACCAAUGCUUUGAAGAAUCUGAGUCAAGAUGAUAAAGAACUGAUAAAAGACAUUGACAAACAACUAAAAAUUGGAGAAGAUGAAGAUAAUACGAGAUCACAGUCGCGUACUACGAAGAUACAAAAGGUUCCAAAAAUCAUCAAAACAAGAAAGAUAUAUAAGGUUGAUUACAUUAAGCCAAAGGUGAUUGCAAUCGGUCCUAUUUACGCUAACGAUGAGAAAUUGAAUAAUAUUGUAGUCAAGCAUAGAUUGGCAGCAAGAUUUAUUAAAGAUAGCGGCAAAUCUGGGUACGAGUUACUCGAUAAAUUCAAGCAACAAAUCGAAACUGAUGAUGAUAAACUAGAGGAUCUCUUUGAAAGCAAGAUAGUAGGUGAUCUGAAUGAUGAACUGAAAGACAAUAAAUUGAUCAGGAUGUUGUUUUUGGAUGGGUGUUCAGUACUCCAAUUUAUAGAUAGUUAUGUUAAUAAUGACAUAAAAGAGUCUGAUGGGAUUAGCAAUGGCAAAGCAGAUCAGAUUCUUCAUGAUUUGUUUUUGAUGGAAAACCAAAUUCCCUUUAAAGUACUCCUGAUAUUGAUGAGGUUGAGUGAAAAAGAGUUGGAAUUGGCAAUAUUAAAUCUCUAUCAUUUUGUUUCUAUGAACAUUAUGGCACCAACAAUAUAUAGUAAACAAAGGCUCGAUCAGAAAAGAAAAUAUUUAUCACAGAAGAAAGAUAAGAAACAAGUCUUUGGAGAUAAUAACAUGCCUGUUCAUCUUCUUGACCUUCUCAGAUCCGAGCUCUUAUUUGACGACGACCGUACUGAAAUGGCUGAGGAGCUUUCAUCAGCAACAAAAGAAGAAAAAAAAGAGGGUGGAGAUCGUGCUGAAUUGUUUUCCACUUAUUACAAACGGUCAUUUCGCAAUGUUGAAGAUCUUAAGGAAGCUGGCAUAAAGUUAAAGCCUGAUUAUUCUAGUGGCCUGAGAUCUGUAUCUUUCUCAUCUAGAUUUCAUGUUUUCGGUCAACUCAAGCUUCCACCGUUGAUUGUGGAUGAGUCAACACCACAAAAGUUGUUGAACUUGGUUGCUUAUGAAAUGUGCCCAGGUAACAAUAAGAAAAACUACGCUGUGACUUCAUAUUUGAGAUUGUUAGAUUCACUCAUCGACAGUGAAGAAGAUGUUAAACACCUGAGGUCAGCACAUAUACUUCGAAAUAAUCUUAGUAGCGACAAAGAAGUAGCUGACUUGUUCAACAACAUAGGCAGCAGCUUGGUGCCCCAUGACGCUUAUUUGGACGUCAAAAAGGAUAUACAAAAGCACUACGAAAGAAAGUUGGUUAAUUGGAAAGCUCAGUUCUACAGAGAACACUGUAGAAAUCCAUGGACUAUCUUGGCUGUUUUGGCUGCCAAAACUGCUUUGAUAUUAACAGGGAUUCAGACUUAUUACUCUGUCCAUCCUAAAAAGGAGUAGCUAGUGACCUCGACCAUUAAAUUGGAACGAUCGAGUAUUGGCUGAUAUCAGAACCAACAAAGGCUACUGGAAUUAAGAUGAAAAUUUGCUCAUCUUUGAUGGUUAUUGAUGAUCUUCUAUUAAUUAUGAAAGCAAAGUUGUAAUAUUUAAUAAUUGGACUGUAUUUUGUUAUGUAGGUAUAUAUUUAGUUAACGUAUGUUUAAAAACUUCUAAUAGCUUAGUUGAAUGGACCUGGUUGGCAUAUGUAUCAAACGUAUAUUGUUUAUUUUUAUAAGUGGAAGCUAUUUUUUUU